GCAGAACUACUUUUUCUAUUUAGUUUUCUCAUCCAUUCAUAUUCACUAUUGCAUUAAAUUUUAUCUCAACAUAUUUGUAUACUAUUUUGUACCAGCUACACAACACAACACAGCAUAACUUAGCAAAACAAAUCAUUUUCUGUACUUUUAUUUUAAUUAGACUUGUUACCAGUUCAUCUAUUUGGUUUACUCACAUUCGCAUUAUAUUUUCGCGCACAAGCAAGCAGCCACAACAUUGCUCCAGUCAGUCUGACAACAAAAAAUCACAAACACAGCUCCACACAUACAUAAAAGGUUCAUAUUCUUUUGACAAGUACAAUCAAUUCUGUUAGUUUCCCCAUAUACCCCCCACAUCAAUGUCGUACUCAUUCAUGAAGCGUUACAACCGCCUAUGCAUGCGGCCCGCCGGCGUCCGCAACAGGCACAGCCUGACUGUAGACACGCGGUUCGUCAUUGCACACACAGAUUUUGAGUCGCAAUACAAUGGUAUCUUGUCCAUCCGCAAGGGCGAUAUAAUCCGGGUCAAGCAAGGCGGCGACGGUCAUCCUAAAUGGUGGCUGGGGACAGUGAUUAGAAGUUAUGAGAAUACAAAGGGCCAUGGUUAUUUCUUCCCCGUCCUUACUGAGCAGUACAACUUCAUGGAUAAUAGGAUUGCGUCACGUAUUCCAAUGGCUCUGCUGGAUAUCCAUGGACAUUUCCGCAAGUACGACAAGAAGCGUGUGCGCACCAAGGCCUAAGUAAUAUUAAAAUUAAAGCGGUUGUCUAUUUUAUAGUUUUCUCUCAAUAUUGUAACAAUAUGUACUCCAAUAAAGUAUUUUUUCAUAUCAACAAUUUUUUUAUUUUUUUGUAAAAAAGAUAUACAAACAUUACAUUUUUUCUUUCGAAAAUAAGCUCAAAAA
Molecule: messenger RNA, 899 nt
Organism: Kickxella alabastrina
Lineage: Eukaryota; Fungi; Kickxellomycota; Kickxellomycetes; Kickxellales; Kickxellaceae
Exons: 1
Coding region: 357-737 (126 amino acids)
Molecular function (GO): protein binding
Source: RefSeq, a predicted model, not a curated record